Chelmon rostratus (copperband butterflyfish) is the source of this 3816-nucleotide messenger RNA. It is a transcript of the gene igfbp5a, whose product is annotated as insulin-like growth factor binding protein 5a. Gene Ontology annotation, cellular component: extracellular region. Gene Ontology annotation, molecular function: insulin-like growth factor II binding; fibronectin binding; insulin-like growth factor I binding. The transcript has 4 exons. Gene Ontology annotation, biological process: regulation of insulin-like growth factor receptor signaling pathway. Lineage: Eukaryota; Metazoa; Chordata; Actinopteri; Chaetodontiformes; Chaetodontidae. Bases 428 to 1231 code for a protein of 267 amino acids. The record is from RefSeq and is a predicted model, not a curated record.
GGCAGUUUCUUUUUUAAAAGGCAAGCUCAAAGCCACAGAUUAUACAUUUAGCUCACAAACCGUGCGGGUGAAAGAACCUACAGAGAGAGCGACUGCCGGAAUCAGGCUUUCUGAAUCAUUUGGAGACGAGCGGCUUGCGCGUAAACGGCACCAGAUAGAGAGAUACGCGGUGUCUGGAUAUUUUCUUUUUUAAUUCAUUUCUGCAAGGUUGGAGGACGGCGCAGGGGGGAGCGGAGUCUUUGUGGAUUUCGAGCAUCGGAUGCGCUGACAUUUGGGACUUGAGCGCGUAAAGCACCUGUGGAUGCAACACUCCCCCCACUGAUGUGUGGAUUCCAACCUUUUGCAAAGAAAGGCUUCACCACAAGAUACAGUUGAUAAUCGUUGCGGUUUCGGUCCAGCACCGUGCGGUUCAGACGACAGGCGCACCAUGCUGCUGAGUGUUUCCUUCCUGGUGGUCCCCCUGCUGAGCAUCACCGGCUGCGGCUCGUCGUACGUGCCGUGCCAGCCGUGCGAUCAGAAGGCCCGGUCCAUGUGCCCGCCGGUGCCGGUGGGCUGUCAGCUGGUGAAGGAGCCCGGCUGCGGCUGCUGCCUGACGUGCGCGCUCGAAGAGGGCCAGCAGUGCGGCGUGUACACCGGGCCGUGCACGCGCGGGCUCCGCUGCCUGCCCAAGAACGGCGAGGAGAAGCCGCUGCACGCGCUCCUGCACGGCCGCGGGGUGUGCAGGAACGAGAAGUUGUACAAACUGCUGCAUCCGUCAAAAGACGGAGAGUCUCUCGAUGACGCCGUGCUACCCGUCCCAGAGUCCGUGCUGCCCCAAACCAAGGUGCCCUUAUAUGGACGAGACCACAUCAGCAGUCGGAAGGCGCAGGCCAUGAAGCAGGCCAAGGACCGCAAGAAGCAGCUGGCUAGGCUGGGACCCACCAGCAACCUGGACUUCUCGCCGUUCAGCCUGGAUAAACUGGAGCCUGAGUUCGGGCCCUGCAGGAGGAGACUGGAUAAUCUCAUUCAGAGCAUGAAGGACACUUCUCGGGUGUUGGCUCUCUCCCUGUACAUCCCCAACUGUGACAAGAAGGGCUUCUUCAAGCGCAAGCAGUGUAAGCCGUCCCGCGGUCGGAGGAGGGGGAUCUGCUGGUGCGUCGACCGGUUUGGCGUGAAAAUCCCCGGCAUCAACUACGCCGGUGGAGACCUGCAGUGCAAAGACCUCGACAGCAGCAGCAACAGCAACGAAUGAGAGUGAAGCGCUUGCGCCCAUUGAGCCCCAAUCUUCUUAAAACCUGCCAAUCAAGCUAGCGCACUUAAUGACUGCCAAUCAGGAAAAUAUGGCACAAAUGCUUAUAUAUACGGUCAGGUGUGAUGGACUGCGUUGUUUUUUUGUUUGUUUUAAAGGGGAGCUGAACUGAAAAGCUUGCUUGGGUGACAUGUAGGUCUUAACUCUGGCUCCCCACUGACUGUGUACUCUGUCUGAGGUUAGCUAACACCUCACGUCUUUAUAUCCAUAGAUAAUAGAGGAUUCUAUAUAUUUGUAUGAUAUUGAUAACAUGUUGUGUACUUAUGAGUCUAUUGUUAAAUUCACUUAAAGAAAUUCUGGGACAAGACAUAUUUUAAUGUGGCUUAAAUUUUUUUUUUCCAAUUUUCAUCAUGGUGAUGAUCAACAUGAAAGAUGAUUGAGUCGGUUCUCUAAAUUAGCGAUGUUUAACUCAUUUUUAAUGACAUCCUAAAGAGGCAUUUUUUAUAUAUGUCAAAUAACAAAUUCUGCCAUUAAACCCUGCCCCCAGGCUGCUGUGCUGAACACCAUCCUGCUUGCAGGCUGCUUUUCUGAGUGGGGAAGGGUUCUGCAGGAUUCCUGUGGGAGGCUGGGAAAACCAGCUCAUGAGCAGGCAGAGCAGCUGACGGCCGUUUCAUAUGCCAUUUCAGCUCGAUAGCUAUCAUCGUUUGUGCAGCAUGGAUUCAGAAAAUCACUGGCCAAAUCAGUAGCUACACACUUAAAAGAAUAGUUUGACAAUGUGUGAAAUGAAUUGAUUUGCUUCCUGGCAGAGGAUUAGAUUGACACUACUCUCAUAUUAUGUUGCAUAUGAAGACAGAGCCGGCAGCUGGUUGGCUUAGUUUAGCACGAUGAUCGCAACCUUGACUCUGUCAAAACAAAAUCCACUUAUAGCACCUCUAAAUGCUCAUUAUCGAACGUGCUAUCUGUCAUCUGUGUAAUCCUUAAGUGUAAAAACAAAAGUUAGAUGUUUAUGGGUGAGUGGGGUUAUAGGACCAGUACCUUCCUGGAGCCCAAGUAAUAAGAAACCCAUGCUCAAGUUUCCGGAACUCAAAUCAAAAUGAACAGCAGCAUGUCGAUGACUCAUGUAAAUGGUUUUGCCAGUUAUAGCCCAAAACUAGCUUCCGUAAAGGCAACUGACGAGUUUGUCUGGCUGAUUUUUGGAUUUCUGGUGUGUCACAUGAAAACGCCGGAAAACGGGGAGCAGUAGCAAGCAGCAUGUUACGGUGGUUAGGUUUUUUUAUCUUUUGCUUCAGUCUCGUUGCACGUUGUUCCCAUAGACUGUAAAAAACAAUAAAUAAUUAUCUUGGCUAUUUGCGCGGCAACCACUGAAGAGAGAUGAGUACUUCCCACGUCUCAAUUUAAGUAAAAUCACAAUGGGACCACGUUGACCUCACUCAGCUCUGUCUAGACCUUCGUCCUCACGGUGCACUUAGCUGUAGGUCAUUGUUCUGUCACUAUCAGAUGAGUCUUGUAUGCCUCUGCGCGUCAAACUUGGUUAGAUUCUAGGCCUCAUAGACUGAUAUUACCAGCUCAGACAGACCCAUGGUACUUUCAUGAAUGAGCGAUUUGGAUAAAACCUCAGAAACAAGCAAUCUGUACUGUAAAAGGUAGCUAUUUAACACUCGCCACAAGCCUUUUUCAAGUCCAGACGACUGCGUCCACUGUUGUAUGUAAAUGUAUGUACAGUGUGUGUGUGUGUGUGUGUAUGUGUGUGUGCAUGCUCCUGGGUGUGUUUGUUUGUAUGUGUGUGUACUUUACUGUAUGUGCCCUUAUAGUUCUCAGCUACAAAAAGCUCCGGGUCAAAUUCUCGCGAGCCCGGCCUACCCAAGCUACUGUGCGACAAAAUGCGGCGCCGUGCAUUUCCCUCCACACACAAAUCGUAUGCAAAGGCCUCACGUUGCCCAUGUUUCCACGUGCGGGGUCCUUGCUACCGCCGCACAGGCAAAUCUGCAGGCCGCGGCGACCUGCUCUCAGGGCUCGUCCUGCAAAGAGCGAGGUCGCAGAGUUUGCAUGGAAAUUCAAGUGCCUUCGGCCCCGCGCCACUUUGAAUUUUGAUUUGCAUGUGGACCCACAGUGUCGUUGAAUGAGCGGCGGCACAAAAGAGGAAAACAAUUUUAGGCGUGGAUGUGGACGGAUUAGUUUUGUUGUUGUAUGAUUUGGGUUUUCAGUUGGUUGCUGACAAAGAUGAUGACGAUCUCCCAGUCGAGCGCUGCUGAACGGAGGACAAAAUCUUUGCUCUCUAGCUCAAAAGUUGCUUCAGAUCCUCUUUUUGUUCAAUGAAAGACUCUCGUCUUUCUUCAGACAUUCCAAAUGCCUCAUCACGAUGAUAUUUAGAGAGCAUCGACUAGGGCUUGUCAGCCAUUUCCUCCCAAUGCAACACCUCUCUCAUGUUGUAAACACAGUGACACUUUGAGCAUUUCAGAAUCUCAGUUAGAAAAAAGAUUAAUGUGAACAUUAUGGUGAAAUAUUUAUCAGGCGUGUAAUUGAUGUACUCUUUUUUUUUGUAAUGACAAAUCACUAUUUAAAUAAAGUUUGUGUACUCACAGAAACGU